Hemiscyllium ocellatum (epaulette shark) is the source of this 3112-nucleotide messenger RNA. RefSeq names its product muscarinic acetylcholine receptor M1-like. Gene Ontology annotation, biological process: adenylate cyclase-inhibiting G protein-coupled acetylcholine receptor signaling pathway; chemical synaptic transmission; G protein-coupled receptor signaling pathway, coupled to cyclic nucleotide second messenger. Bases 157 to 1347 code for a protein of 396 amino acids. NCBI's taxonomy places the organism in Eukaryota, Metazoa, Chordata, Chondrichthyes, Orectolobiformes, Hemiscylliidae. The transcript has 2 exons. Gene Ontology annotation, molecular function: G protein-coupled acetylcholine receptor activity; G protein-coupled serotonin receptor activity. The record is from RefSeq and is a predicted model, not a curated record. Gene Ontology annotation, cellular component: dendrite; synapse; plasma membrane.
GUUCCCAGCACCGGGCACUGCAACCGGCCUCACACUGAUCCAGCCACCUCGACAAACCCACAGGGAUUAACAUCGUCCUCCAGGCACACCGUCUCACACAGCACUGACUCAAUUCCUCAGCUUUCAGACCCGAGUGCGGAGCGAGUUCAGUGUGAGAUGACCAUUCGGCCCCUCCAGGUGGCAGAGGGGCUUCUGCUGGGAAACCGUGAGCACAUGUCAGCCUUGGGCACGGAGCUGUCGGUACCUGGCAGUGGGGACCUGGGGAACUCCAGCUACCAGACUCUGGGCGGCCGUACUAUGGGGGAGCUCAUUGCUAUCCUGUUGGUGACUUGCAGUCUCUCCUUGGUGACGGUGCUGGGUAACGUCCUGGUACUACUGUCCGUCUGGUUGAACCGGAACCUCCGGACAGUGAGCAACUACUUCCUGCUGAGCCUGGCCUUAGCUGAUCUGAUCAUUGGCCUUCUUUCGAUGAACCUGUACACCAGCUACAUCAUUCUGGGUCACUGGGCACUAGGUAGCCUGACCUGUGACCUCUGGCUCACUCUGGACUACGUGGUCAGUAACGCCUCGGUCAUGAAUCUCCUGGUGAUCUGCUUCGACCGGUACUUUGCCAUCACUCGCCCCUUGACGUACAGAGCCAAGCGGACCCCACGGAGAGCAGCCAUCAUGCUUGGCAUAGCCUGGUGCGUCUCCAUCAUGGUGUGGGCACCCACCAUCAUGUGCUGGCAGUACAUCGUAGGCCAGCGGGCGGUGAGGGCAGGUAGUUGCCAUGUCCCGUUCCUCUCUGAGCCCCUCAUCACCUUUGGCACAGCGACCAUUGCCUUCUACCUGCCUGUCGUGAUCAUGAGUGUCCUGUACGCCCGCAUCUACAGGGAGACCAAGAGGCGCACACAGUCGCUGGCAGCCCUCCAGGAGACAGGGGGCAGUGCUGCCAACAGGCAGGGCACGGGCCGGAGGCUGCUGGAGUGUGGGCACUCACCCUCCGCCACGCCAGAGGGUCAAUCCUGGCCCAGGGUCAUGCGGCUCCCAGUCUUGGAGAGGAAAACCUCCACUGUCAAAGAGAAAAAAGCAGCCAGGACGCUGUCCGCCAUCUUGUUGGCGUUUAUAGUCACCUGGUCUCCGUAUAACGUCAUGGUGCUGGUGUCGGCGUUCUGCACCGACUGUGUUCCCAGCAGCCUCUGGCAGCUGGGGUACUGGCUGUGCUACGUGAACAGCACUGUCAACCCCGGCUGCUACGCUCUGUGCAGCACCGAGUUCCGCAUCACCUUCAAAAGGCUCUUAGUGUGUCACUGCGACCGGAGGGAGUGGGCCCUGAAUGUGCCAGUGAGGCAAGCCAGGGCCGGGUAGGAGGCAGGAGUCCCUCCUCCACCCUGCAGGAGUCAGGGCUCCCACCACCCCCACCCCCACAACACACACACCUGGGGGGGGAGGAAAUCAUACAGACCCAGACCCCAGGGCAGCCAGGAAUAGAUACCAGGAGCCUUCCCAAUUCCCCUUUCGCCUGUCCCUGAUCACCCACAACCACCUAUCCUGGUGGGUCUAGGCCACUCAGGGAGCCUGGACCCCUCAUUCACUCCGUCCCUGACUGUCACAAAGUCCUCCCCGCCAGCCCUCCGUAAAUAACCCCCUAACAUUGUCCCUGUCCCCGGGCACUGGGUACAGAGGGGCAUGCCCGGGUCUGGGAGAGGGGCUGAAUGGCUUCCUCCUCUUUAAGGACACGGUCAGGCCUUGCUUAAACAACACAGCAAGAUCCCACAAACUGGGGCUGGGGGGCUCACAUUUUAGAAGGAGCAUUACAGUAGGCCAUUCAGCCCAUCUUCACCUGUUCCUCCAUUCAACGGCUGAUCUGAUCAACGCCAAAUCCUCGUCACUGACCCCCCCCCAUAACCCCUAACUGAUUCAAAAGUCGCUCUCCCUCUCUCAGCCUUGAAUAUCCAGAAUGAGCCAGACUCAACAGCCCUCUGUGGGAAAGCCUUCUGCUCAGAGUGACGAGAUUCCUGGUCUUCCAUCUUCCAUGUGCAACUCCUCAAAGAGGGGGCUCCCUCUGGUGUGAGACUGCCCCCACAAAGGAUAACAAUGCUACCAGGUGUCCGCUGGUGAAGUGCCCUCUGAACCUUCUACGUUUUAGUAAGGUCGCCCUUGCGUUCUUUCUAACUCCACUGAACCCAGGCCCGACCCGCUAGGCCUCGCCUCCUCAGGCAGUGCCUCUGUUGCUGGGAUCAGCUCCCUCUGGGCUGCCUGCAGCCCCGGGAUGUUUUUCCCUUGGAAGGGGAAACGUUCACUGCCUCUCCAGUGUUCGGAAAGCUGGCAGGUAUCAUGGAAUCCCGACAGUAUGGAAGCAGGUCCUUCAGCCCAUCAAGUCCACUCCCACCCGCCCCCCCCCCCCAAAGAGUAUCCCACCCAGACAUACCCUACCCCUGUAACCCAAAGACAAAAGACCUAUCUAUCCCAGGGCACUAUGGGACAAUUUCCCAUGGCCAUUCCACCCUCACCUGCACAUCCCUGGGCACUAUGGGACAAUUUCCCACGGCCAAUCCACCCUCACCUGUCCAUCUUUGGACUGUGAGGAAACCAGAGCACCUGGAGGCAACCACCACAGACACGGGGAGGGAAAAUGUGCACACACCACACAGAUGGUUGGUCAACACUGGAAUUGAACCCAGGUCCCUAGCGCUGUCAGGCAGCAGCAAGGUGGCUUGUGCAUCAAGAUAUUUCCUAAACAACUCGGACCGGUAAACAUUCAGGAUUGAGCAGCGUUGUGAAAGGCUGAUCCCACAGGAACUCAGCACCACACUGUGCAUCACUCACAGCUAACAGGGGGUGAUGGACUGGCGCUGGUCCCUCACAGCCAGCUGUCCCCAGACUGCAAGGAGACCAAAGACUGGAGCAGCUAGCUCCAUCCACCUUCCAGCUGGAGAGACAAGCUUGGAUAUUCAGCACAGGGCUGGCGUGUGGAACCAAAGCAGAUCUGCCUGUAACCCCAGGGGAUGGGGACUUGCUCACUAUACAAGUUACCUUCCAUCUCGGAAACAUUCAUUUCAUUGUGGCCGUCCUCACCACUGCUGUAGUGGGCUUGUGUGAGCUCUGUCUUGUAACAAUAAACUGUUUUCUC